Molecule: messenger RNA, 5014 nt
Organism: Doryrhamphus excisus (bluestripe pipefish)
Lineage: Eukaryota; Metazoa; Chordata; Actinopteri; Syngnathiformes; Syngnathidae
Gene: slc12a7b
Product: solute carrier family 12 member 7b
Biological process (GO): chloride ion homeostasis; potassium ion homeostasis; chloride transmembrane transport
Cellular component (GO): plasma membrane
Molecular function (GO): potassium:chloride symporter activity
Source: RefSeq, a predicted model, not a curated record
CCCUCGACUUCCUUAUUUGGAUUGUGUGAUCGGGGGUCGCUCGGCAUUGAACAGUGUCCCGUUGGAAGACACAAAACUUUAAAAGACCUGACAUGAACCCACGACUUACACGGAGUAAUUAGCUGAGAGCACAAAGAGUGAAAACAGCUGGACGAGGAAGAGGAGAGAGCGGCGUCAAGCACGAGAGACGUAGAAGGAGAUAAGGCUGUGGAAACAAGGAGACAUUGAGAGGAAGCACAUGGUGUAAAAAUGCCUACUAAUUUCACGGUGGUCCCGGUAAAGGACAGCUCGGAAAAGGCGAAGGAGACCAUCGAAGAGGAAGAAUGCAAUGAAAACAAUGAGUUGAAAGAGGAUGCGGACGUUCCAGGACACACGGAUGCGGUGGAUACAUCGGCUCUCAACUUAAACCAGACGACAUCGCUACAGAGACUGAGUGAUGGCGUCCCGAAGGAAAACAGUCCGUUUAUCAACAACACAGACAAUGACAAGAGCAACAGUUACGAUGGCACCAACAUGGCACUUUUUGAGGAAGAGAUGGACAGCAACCCCAUGGUGUCAUCACUUCUCAACAAACUGGCAAAUUACACGAAUCUCACCCAGGGGGCCCAGGAGCACGAGGAGGCCGAUGAUGACGAGAGUUCCAAGAAGAAAGCUGUCAAGAGCCCUCAGAUGGGGACCUUCAUGGGUGUUUAUCUCCCCUGCAUCCAGAACAUUCUGGGAGUAAUCCUGUUUCUUCGUCUUACCUGGAUUGUCGGCACCGCUGGCAUCUUAGAGUCCUUGGCCAUUGUUGGCUUGUGCUGCUCAUGUACCAUGCUGACAGCCAUAUCCAUGAGUGCAAUUGCUACGAAUGGCGUUGUGCCAGCUGGGGGCUCCUACUAUAUGAUUUCCAGAUCUCUUGGCCCCGAGUUUGGUGGAGCUGUGGGUCUCUGCUUCUACCUUGGUACCACAUUUGCUGGCUCCAUGUACAUCCUGGGUACUAUAGAGAUUCUACUGACUUACAUCGUGCCUAAAGCGGCCAUCUUUGUGGCGGAAAAGAAGGAGGAUGAAGUGGACGCGCUCCUCAACAACAUGCGUGUGUACGGCACAUGCUGCCUUACACUGAUGUCCGUGGUCGUCUUUGUGGGAGUCAAAUAUGUCAACAAGCUUGCUCUCGUCUUCCUGGCUUGUGUCUUUCUGUCCAUCCUCUCCAUCUACGCCGGCGUCAUCAAGACCAUCUUUGAACCCCCUGACUUCCCUGUUUGUAUGCUGGGGAAUCGCACCCUGCAGAACCACAACUUUGACAAGUGUCUUAAGACUGAAGUCAUCGAUAACGUGACCGCGGCUACGCAGCUGUGGAACCUGUUCUGCGACGGUCCUGAUCUCAACGCUACUUGCAACGAUUACUUCAAGAAGAACGACGUGACCAGCAUUCAGGGCAUCCCUGGACUCACCAGUGGAGUCAUUUCAGAAAACAUGUGGUCUGCAUAUGGCCCUCUGGGUAUGUUGGACGAAAACAAGAACUUGUCUUCUAUAGAGGCAAUUAACUCCACCCAGGAUAUCUUAAUGCCCUAUGUCGUCAACGACAUCGCCACCUUCUUCACCCUGCUUGUGGGAAUCUACUUCCCCUCGGUCACUGGAAUCAUGGCUGGGUCAAAUCGAUCAGGUGACUUGCGGGACGCCCAAAGAUCCAUCCCAGUUGGAACCAUUUUGGCUAUCUUUACCACUUCCAUCAUCUAUUUCAGCAGCGUGGUGUUGUUUGGCGCCUGCAUUGAGGGCGUUUUGCUUCGAGACAAGUUUGGCGACUCUGUCAAAGGGAACCUCGUUAUCGGCACGCUGUCCUGGCCCUCACCGUGGGUCAUUGUGAUCGGCUCCUUCUUCUCCUGCUGUGGCGCUGGACUGCAGAGUUUGACCGGGGCCCCACGCCUGUUGCAGGCCAUCGCACGAGAUGGCAUAGUACCUUUUCUACAGGUGUUUGGACACGGGAAGGCUAACGGAGAACCGACCUGGGCUCUACUGCUGACCGCCGGCAUCUGUGAGAUCGGAAUCCUCAUCGCUUCAUUGGAUGCUGUGGCGCCAAUCCUUUCAAUGUUUUUCCUCAUGUGCUACCUGUUUGUCAACCUGGCCUGCGCAGUCCAGACUCUCCUACGAACACCAAACUGGAGACCGCGCUUCAAAUAUUACCACUGGACUCUGUCCUUUCUGGGAAUGAGCUUGUGUCUCGCUUUAAUGUUCAUUUCCUCCUGGUACUACGCCAUUGUUGCCAUGGCAAUCGCUGGCUGCAUCUACAAAUAUAUUGAAUACAGAGGGGCGGAGAAGGAAUGGGGUGAUGGUAUUCGAGGGUUGUCGCUAAACGCAGCCCGCUUCGCUCUUAUUCGUCUUGAGGACGCCGCCCCCCACACCAAAAACUGGAGGCCUCAGUUGUUGGUGCUCUUGAACCUGGACUCGGACCAAGCGGUAAAACAUCCUCGUCUGCUGUCAUUCACCUCUCAACUGAAGGCGGGGAAAGGCUUAACGAUAGUCGGGAAUGUACUGGAGGGGACUUUUCUUACCAAAGAGACGGAGGCAAAGAGGGCUGAGCAGAACAUCAAGGCUGCCAUGUCGGCAGAGCGGACCAAAGGUUUCUGCCAUGUUGUCGUGUCUUCCAACCUCCGAGAUGGCGUCUCUCAUCUUAUCCAGUCAGCCGGAUUGGGAGGCAUGAAGCAUAACACCGUCCUCAUGGCCUGGCCUGGAACCUGGAAGCAGUCCAAUGACCCGCAGUCGUGGAGGAAUUUCACAGAGACAGUGCGGGAGACCACAUUUGCCCACCAGGCCUUGCUUGUGGCAAAGAAUGUGGACAGCUUCCCCACCAACCAGGACCGCCUGGGCGAGGGCACCAUCGAUGUGUGGUGGGUGGUUCACGACGGAGGCAUGUUGAUGCUGCUGCCCUUCCUGCUGCGACAGCACAAGGUGUGGAGGAAGUGUAAGAUGCGCAUCUUCACCGUGGCCCAGAUGGACGACAACAGUAUCCAGAUGAAGAAAGAUCUCCAGACCUUCCUUUACCACCUGCGACUCAAUGCAGAGGUGGAAGUGGUAGAGAUGCACGAUAAUGACAUCUCAGCGUUCACCUACGAGAAGACCCUGGUGAUGGAGCAGCGGUCCCAGAUGCUGAAACAGAUGCAGCUUUCCAAAACGGAGAGGGAGCGAGAGAUUCAGAGUAUCACUGAUGAAUCGCGUAACUCAAUCCGGAGGAAGAACCAGGGUGCCGGCCAGGGUGCGAGCCGGCAGUCCUCUCCGACGGAGGACACACAGGAGGAUGAGGCGCAACUCAUCCACGACAGAAACACGGCCUCCCACGCCUCCAUGAACGACAAGUCCGAGGCUGGACCCGAGCGAGUUCACAUGACCUGGACCAAGGAGAAGCUUUUCACCGAGCGCGGCCGCAACCGCGAGUGCAACUCCAACGUGGCCGUGCGGGACCUUUUCAACAUGAAGCCAGAGUGGGGGAGCCUGAAUCAAACCAACGUCCGUCGCAUGCACACGGCCAUCAAGCUGAACGAGGUGGUGGUGAACAAGUCGCAGGGAGCCCACCUGGUUCUGCUCAACAUGCCCGGACCGCCGAAGAACCGGGGCGGAGACGAAAACUAUAUGGAGUUCUUGGAGGUUCUGCUCGAGGGUCUAAACCGGGUCUUGCUGGUCCGAGGCGGCGGACGUGAAGUCAUUACUAUCUAUUCUUAGAAACCCCCGCACGCACAGACAGACAAACGGACACCAGGCAGUGGGGGAGUUUUAUUUUCUGCAGGGGGGAACCAAGCCCUGAAUUUGGGUUCUUGUUGAGACCGGAUGGAGGUUAGUAGGGCCUCGGGGCGGGUGGGAAGAUCAGGAGACGGGAAGGCCGCGGCGUUGUCAAAAGCCCGGCAGAUGUUACCUCCGCCAAGGAAACACGUAGCAUAGACACUUUAUAUAUAUUUUUUUUCCACUUUCUUCCACCGUGAGUAGAUCCCCGCUUAUUUUUUAAAUAUAGGACUUCAAAAUAAAGUGGUUGGAUGGCGCUCUCUACAGGAGAGAUGGCGUGUUGCUGCUAUGAAUCCAGCAGAGGGCGCUGCCAUCCCGACUAUUGUAUACUGUACGCUUGUCACAUCUACACAGUAGACUAGUGCUGUAUCAGUAUCAUUUUUAGGGCUUUUUUAAUGUUAUUCACGUUUAAAACAGAAAGCGGGGAUCUAAAAAGAUCUCUCUGAAGCCCCUCCCCCGACAGUGAAGUGAAGCAUUAUGGGUUCUGGCUUUCUGCAAGCUUAUUUUUUUAUUAUUUACGCGAUCAAAGAAAGUCGCACAAAAGCGAAGCUCGGUAUCGUCAACGGACAAAGCUGGGGACAAACACACUGGUGGACAUAUUUUUUUUUUUGCACUACUCGUCAUCUCGCCACUUGAGGCGCCGUCGCCGCUAAUGAUGCUAUUUCCCGCUCCUCCCGCCGCAAGCGUAGCUUAGUGAUGCCGCACGACGACGGAAUCGAAUGAAUUGUUCAGAUGAAUGUGUAGGAGAAUGUGCCAAAAUCAUUUGAAGUAAAGAAACUGUGGAAAGCGCGGCGUCACGUUGAAGAGCUACAAAAAAAAAAGAACGCCCCCCCCAAACUCCCGCCCCCCCCUUGUUAUGCACCACAGUUUCUGUCAAUGAGCAGUAUUAUAUUUUUUUAAGUUUUCCUGCAGUUCUCUGGUGGUUGUUAUGGCGUCGUAUUUUGUGUUGUUAUUGUCUCGUCGUUCUUGUUGUAUGCUUGUGUAAUCACAUAGUCACGGUCUCUCUCUCUCUAGCGUGGAGGGGGGGGGGGUCCAUCUCGGCUCCGAUACUUCUUUUUACAACAGUUGGACCCCCCCGGCUCUAGUGCUGUCUUACAUUCUAACUGAACUUCUGUUACUUUGCGUGUUUGUUGAUUUUUAUCCAAGGAGGCGGGAAGAGGAAGCAUGCGUACACCGAGACAGGAAGCCCACCUUUUUACAAAUACGGCAACAUUUUUUUUUUAGUCUCACAACGAAAUUAAAAGUCUAGUUUAAAAAAAAAAAA